Molecule: messenger RNA, 513 nt
Organism: Fusarium coffeatum
Lineage: Eukaryota; Fungi; Ascomycota; Sordariomycetes; Hypocreales; Nectriaceae
Exons: 1
Coding region: 1-513 (170 amino acids)
Source: RefSeq, a predicted model, not a curated record
AUGUCUAACUCACCUACUAAGGAGGCCCCCGAUGCCGUCGAUCGCCAGAUCGAGAACCUCACCAAGGACAUCGAGCAGCUGAAGCUUCAGAUCCGCAACCGAUUCUCAUACCAGACUCAUCACCAUGUCCAGGAGAUCCCCCACCUGGUUGACGAUUGGAAGGAGCAGGCUAAGAACAAGUGGUUCGAGAACCGCGAGAAGAAGGGCAAGGACCGCUACUGUCCUCUCACACAGGAGAAGUCUGAAGACCUUGCUGAUGCCAUGUAUCAGAACCGCGAAACCAUCAUCUCGAACUUGAAGAUUGGCAAUGAGGGCUUCAAGAAGCAGAUCGAAGAACUCAAGCAGAAGUCCGUUGGACACUUGACUGGUUUGAUCAUCGAGCGCUUCGAGGCUUUUGUUGUUGCUCGCGAGAAGAUGAUCAUCGCCGUCGAGAAGGAGAAGGAGGACCUUGUCGAGGCCAAGAUCCGACGCGAGGAGUACGAGUACUCCGACCACUGGAUCUUCAAGAUGUGA